Molecule: messenger RNA, 1149 nt
Organism: Ziziphus jujuba (common jujube)
Lineage: Eukaryota; Viridiplantae; Streptophyta; Magnoliopsida; Rosales; Rhamnaceae
Product: histidine-containing phosphotransfer protein 1
Exons: 6
Coding region: 408-974 (188 amino acids)
Biological process (GO): phosphorelay signal transduction system; cytokinin-activated signaling pathway; phosphorylation
Cellular component (GO): cytoplasm; nucleus
Molecular function (GO): protein histidine kinase binding; histidine phosphotransfer kinase activity
Source: RefSeq, a predicted model, not a curated record
UUAAAUGCUCAUAAAUGAUGCUAGGGAAAAACAAAUGGUGGGGGCUGUGAUUCUGUGAGAAAACACUCAAAAAAAAAAAAAAAAAAAAAACAAACAAACAAACAAACAAACAAACAAACAGAGUACAAAUCCAGAGAGGGAUAAAAAGGGUGGGUUAGACUCUCUUAGCAGUACCAGACAGUAGUAGACAGAGACCCCAAAAGCAAGAAAAAGUUUGGAUUUUGCUCUCUUACCCAUUAAAUUCAUCAAAUCCCUUUCAAGGUUUACAAGCAUUUAAACCCUGUGAUUGUGUAAUAAUUCCUCAAGAUCUGUUAUUAAAAGCCAGCAGCUUUGUUGGGUCACAGCUUUUUAAAAAAACAAAGAAGCUCCCUUGUUUGUGUAGAGAGAAAGAGAACAAAGGCAGAAAUAUGGAGGUGGGGCAGAUGCAGAGACAGUGGGUUGACUACACAAAAUCUUUGUUUUUGGAGGGGUUUCUGGAUGGACAGUUUCUACAGCUGCAGCAGCUUCAAGAUGAGAGCAACCCUGAUUUUGUUGUUGAAGUUGUGUAUCUCUUCUUUGAAGAUUCUGAGAAGCUUUUGAAUGAUCUCACUAGAGCUCUUCAUAGUAUGCUUUUUUGGCUUGCUACUUUUGAGUGCUUCAUGAAAGUUUGCUGCUUUUGGGGUUUUCGUUUCCUUUGUAUUUUUUUCCCCCCUUCAUACAGAGAUCAGCCAAGUGUAGACUUCAAAAAAGUGGAUGCUCAUGUUCACCAGUUCAAGGGUAGCAGCUCCAGCAUAGGUGCAUCCAGAGUUAGAAAUGCCUGCAUUGCUUUCCGCAACUUCUGUGAGGAACAGAACAUUGAAGGGUGCCUUGGGUGUCUCCAACAAGUAAAGCAAGAGUAUUAUCUUGUGAAGAAUAAGCUUGAAACUCUGUUCAGGCUUGAGCAACAAAUUGUAGCAGCUGGUGGAUCAAUUCCUAUGACAGAACUAAGUUUCUAAUGCUACAAAAAAAUUUCAGAAAAAAAAAAAAAUGGAGAGGAAGGUGGGGGUUGUGGGGGUUGUGGUGGUUGUAGAGAAGAAACCUGUUACAAGUUCUAGUAGACACCUUUUCUUUGUCUCAUUUGUAGUUCUCUCUCUUUUAACUAAUGAUUAAUGAAUUCUGUGCUUGUAUGAA